Molecule: messenger RNA, 272 nt
Organism: Dentiscutata heterogama
Lineage: Eukaryota; Fungi; Glomeromycota; Glomeromycetes; Diversisporales; Gigasporaceae
Source: the annotation of a GenBank genome assembly
AUGGCUACACAUGUUGCGAUUAUAGGCGCAGGAAUCUCUGGUUUAACGGCAAUAAAACAAUGUCUAGAUAAUGAUUUGAUUCCAAUUUGUUUUGAUCAAAAUUCUUUUAUUGGUGGAAUAUGGAGAUAUAAAGAUGAUUGUGAAAGUUUUAAAGAUCCUUAUUCAAUUUAUAAAGGUGUUUUAACUAACACAUCUAAAGAAAUGACGACGUUUUCUGAUUUUCCAAUUCCAUUUGACUGGCCAACUUAUAUGAAUCAUUCACUAAUAGAAAA